Closterium sp. NIES-65 is the source of this 2355-nucleotide messenger RNA. Lineage: Eukaryota; Viridiplantae; Streptophyta; Zygnematophyceae; Desmidiales; Closteriaceae. The record is from the annotation of a GenBank genome assembly.
AUGCAAAAAACUCGGGACAUUCCGGAAGACCAGAGGCGGCAACACGAGGAGCGCAUUCUAGAGGCGGAGCGCGGCGAAAUGGUGGGAGGCCGGCGCGGCGAGCGCGUUCUGGUGGACACGGGAGUGAAGCUCGGUCUGUCGGCGCCGCCACUCAGCUCGGGGCCGAGCAUGGCGGUGGUGAACAUGUCGUUCUACCGCUGGGAGAGCGUCGCGCCGCCGCCCGUCGUCGACUGGCGGAAGACCGUCGCCAUCACGCCCAUCCAGACGCAAUUUGUGUGCUCAAGCUGCUGGGCGAUCGCGGCCGUCGAUACGAUCGCUAUAAUGUGGGCGAUCGCCAACAACGGCGUCGGGACGAAUCUGUCGCCGCAGCAGGUGUGCGACUGUGCGACGAAGCAGUGCUGCCAGGGCGGGUGGCCCGAGUGGGCCUUCUCCUACGUGCUCUUCAACGGCGGCGUCACGUCCAACGCCAACUACCCCUACCUCGCCUACGAUUCCGCCACGUGUCUGCUCGACACAUCCAUGCCGUCCGUGGCGCAGAUCACGGGGUGGGAGCUGGUGCCGGCAUUCAACGCCAUGGCGCUCAUGAAGGCCGUCAGCAUGCAGCCCGUCGUCGCCUUCAUCAGCGCCUCCGCCGCCGACUUCACCGUACGCCUUCCUGCGCCCCCGCGUCCUGUUCCCUCCCCGUGCUUCGCCGCUCCCACCGUUUCCCGAUUCCACGAGUUUUUCCACUCACAUCGUUUCCCGUUUCCCCGCGUUUUUUCACUCACAACGAUUCCCGAUUUCCGCGUUUCUCCGCGUUUCUCCUCUCACACCGUUUCCCGACUCCCAGCGUUCCUCCGCUCACACCGCUUCCCGAUUUCCGCGUUUCUCCGCUCACACCGUUUCCCGAUUCCCGCGUUUCUCCGCUCACAGAGCGUCCGAUCUGCCGCGUUUUCCAAUGUUUCCCGACUCCUAGCGUUACCCGCGUUUAAUUCCCCGCGUUUCCUUCCCUCUUCGUCCACCUCGCUCCACGUGCAGGCGUACUCAAGCAACGGCGUGCUCAACAUUUACAACGGGCUGUGCACGACGGACGUGAACCACGCGGUGGUGGUGGUGGGCUUUAACUACACGGGGCCGGACCUCAAAGGCAGCUACUGGAUCAUCAAGAACUCGUGGUACGCCACGUGGGGCGACCGCGGCUACAUGUACCUCGCCAUGACGCCCGACGUGCGCGGGAAAUGCGGCAUCUUAUCAACCCCCGCCAUGUACCCUGUCUACUUCCCAUCGGGGCAGCAGCCGGCGCGCUUUGCGUCCGACAAGCGCGGAAAGUGGAAUAUAAAAAAGGUGGACGACCUCUCGUCGUCGCUCUUCGCCUCCACCCUCUCCCUUUUAUCCACCACCACAACCACUACCACCACAACCACCACCACCGGUGGUACCGCCACGAUCGCAGCAAUCACCGAUCCGACACUCUCCACCUCUUCCUCGUUGUUAAUCAGCUCCGAUUUGUCGUCGGCUGUGAAAACGACCACCCUAAGUACGACGUGCGCGGGGAUGAUCAAUCCGUGCGGCGGGGGCAGUUGCUACAUGAGCAGCGGAGUUCCGCGGUGCGACUGCAGCGCGAUGGCGAAUAUGGUUGAGGUGUUGGGAUUGCCGACUUCCAAGUGCGUGCCGCGAAGUCCCUGCACGACGGCUCCUGUGAAUCCCUGCGGCGGCGGAACGUGCAGCGAUGUGGGCGACGGGACGUACACGUGUGCGUGCAAUGCGGGUUACGCCGUCGGCGCUGCUGUCGACGGCGUCAACUGCAACAGCAAUCUUGCAGUGGGCUCAUACGUCUGUGUGGCGCAAAUGGCACCUUCGACCACCAUCAACUGCACGGGGUGGUACCGGGUGAUGCAGGGCGACACAUGCCCCUCCAUCUGGAAUGCAGCCAACCUCACCAUGUCCAUGUUCCAAGCCAUCAACCCGGGCAUCCAGUGCCAGGCGCCCUACCUGGUGGUGGGUCAGCGAGUCUGCAUCGACUCACCUCUCCUCACCACCAUGCAGCGAAACCCAAACGCCAACUACUCCAUCUACACUGUCCGUGCCAACGAUACCCUCUCCAACAUUUCCUCCCUCUACCUCCCCCGCUGCACGGCACUCUCGGUAUCCCCCGCUGCCAUUGCCGCCCAGAACUUCAUCGCCGACUUGUCUGCCCCGCUCGCGGUCAACACCAGCCUCAUCAUCCCCUGUAUUGGAGGCAUCGCACCUGCUACAGCGCCUCACCGCGCACUUGCACGUACAGCCUUGGAGUUGGGUACACGUACACCUGCAGCUCUUUCCCUGCUGUUGUUCCCACUCCUUAACGCCUACGGGGGCCGACCUCCUCUGCUUUAG